Molecule: messenger RNA, 531 nt
Organism: Closterium sp. Naga37s-1
Lineage: Eukaryota; Viridiplantae; Streptophyta; Zygnematophyceae; Desmidiales; Closteriaceae
Source: the annotation of a GenBank genome assembly
AUGCCCCACCCUUUACCUCUCUUCACUUCCCCCUCCCGUUGCUCUUCACUUCCCCCUCCCGUCACCUCCACAUCCCCCUCCCGACGCCUUCACUUUUCCCCUCCUGCCGCUCUUCCCUUUUCCCUCCCGUCUCCUUCACUUCCCCCUCCCGUCGCUCUUCACUUCCCCCGCCCGUCGACUUCACUUCCCUCUCCCAUCGCCCGCGCUCCCCCCUCCCAUCGCCCUGCUCGUUCUCCCGUCGCCCUCUCUUCCCCGGCUCACCCUGUUUCCCCUGCUCCUUCUCUUCCCUCCGUCCCCCUCUUUGUUGGUUCACUUGCGCUAACGCCUCCUGCACCAAUGCUCCCCUUUUUCCCACUCCCACCAUCCCGUUCCCACUCCCACCAUCCCUCUUCCCUCCUCACCUCCUCGCGUCCUCACUCACCACGACCUCUGCCACUCGCGCGGCGCCACGCUUCCUCCUCCUCCGCACCGCACCAGCCUCCACCGCACUCCACUCCUCCUCCACGCCCUCACGCCCCGCCCUGCGGCUAG